Molecule: messenger RNA, 543 nt
Organism: Cooperia oncophora
Lineage: Eukaryota; Metazoa; Nematoda; Chromadorea; Rhabditida; Trichostrongylidae
Source: the annotation of a GenBank genome assembly
AUGAGUGAAUCCGGAGAUGUAGCUGUAGUACCAUGUGGUCCUGGACCUCUUCCUGAUGUCUCCUAUCCGCUGAAUGUUACAUAUUGUGGAGAAUGUUCAAUGCCACUGGAGUACUGCGAAUACUCGGGCAUGACGGAUAAAUGUCGGAAAUGGAGCGAAGAGAACGCGCCAGAAGCUCUCGAGGGGAUUGAGAUAAGCGAUGAAAAUCUUGAAGAAAAGAAGCAUCAGAAAAGAGGAGGCAAAGGAACUGUGAAGACUGUGAAGAAGAAGGUGGUAACAGGCGCUACAAAAGUGACCCUUCAGCGGGAACCACGAGGAAAGAAGAGUGUCACAGUCAUAAGAGGGCUGGCAACGUUUGAAAUUGAUCUCAAACAAGCGUCGAAGCUUUUUUCGCAGAAAUUUGCGUGUGGUAGUUCAGUGACGGGUGCGGAUGAAAUCGUCAUACAAGGUGAUGUGAAAGACGAUUUGUUGGACAUGAUACCGACGAAGUGGCCUCAGGUCCAAGAAGAAAUGAUCGAGGACCUCGGAGAUAAGAAGAGGUAG